UUUAGUGAUCUCUUUUCAUGUCCUGUCCCUUGAAGCAAUAGAAUAACAUCUCUAUGCUCACUACCAUACCAUCACAUAUUCUUGAGUAUAUAAGAACAAUUAGUUGAGAAAACCUCCAAACAACAUUUAGGCCAUGGCCUCAAGCUCAUCGUUAGCAUGCUCGUGGACGUCCAAGCAAAACAAGAGGUUCGAGGAGGCCCUAGCAAGGUACGACAAGGACACACCGGAUCGUUGGCACAAUGUAGCCCGGGCAGUUGGUGGGAAAUCAGCAGAUGAAGUGAGGAGGCAUUAUGAUAUCCUGGUUAAAGACAUUACGCAGAUAGAGAAUGAUCAAGUCCCCAUUCCUAACUACAGAGCCCUUGCAAGAGGACAUGCCCAUGAACUAAGGCUUAUGAGGAAUCUCAAGCUGCAGUGAUGAGGAAAUGCAUACUCCAAUUAAGGUUCAAGAAAAUAAAGAGAAUUAAAUAUAAUACUGUGUUGCCUGAAAAUGUAUAAUGGGGUAAUUAAUUUUCUGCCAUUUUAUAUACUAUAAUUUUUUAAUUUCCUGAAAUGUGGCAGAGAUAUGGUUUCUCUUCAGAAUGUCAUUUUCAUAAAUGAACUCUGAUUUAAGAUAGAAGUUGGAAGAAUGGGCUAAAAUUAGUAAAGAUAGUGUUGGUAUGUUUAUUUCGGCUUGGAUAAUUUAUUUUAAUUGGUCCUCAA
Salvia splendens (bonfire salvia) is the source of this 699-nucleotide messenger RNA. Its product is annotated as protein RADIALIS-like 3. Lineage: Eukaryota; Viridiplantae; Streptophyta; Magnoliopsida; Lamiales; Lamiaceae. The record is from RefSeq and is a predicted model, not a curated record. Bases 134 to 415 code for a protein of 93 amino acids. The transcript has 2 exons. Gene Ontology annotation, molecular function: DNA-binding transcription factor activity.